AUGAACACUCUCUUCCAACAACGCUCGAAAAUCACCGCACUUUGCCACAUGGCAAUUCGUCGCUAUUCGAUCGAAAAUGUUCUUCCAAAGGACCUGAAAGUCGUCAAGAAUCCAUCGGAUUCUCAAAUUGAGCAAUUCCAAAAAUUGGUUGUUAGAGAUGGCGGGAAUGAGAUCCCGAUGCUCAAGGAGACAAUGAAGGAGCGAUAUCAUUUGUAUUUGUUGUGUCAGAAAGACUCCACCGUUGUCUCUGGCACUCAAUCGAUUAUCUACAAAUCUCUCAACCCAUCAACUCCCGAUUUUCAAGUUUUCGGUCUCUUUUAUCAACACGAGAACACUUUCAAUUUUCUACCCCAUCUGAUGUCUGAAAUGGCUGCAGAUCUCAAUUCAGUAUCAAUGAAUUCCGGUGGAUGUGUCGGUAGGAUAUUUGAAGACUCGAAAAAUGCGGCAAUCUGGCGAAAAGUUUUGCAUACCAAAGUUCGUGGAUCGACUUAUUAUGUCUCGGAUUACACUUCUGAUGAGGUCUUCAAUCCAGAAUUGGAGUUUGAUGACGUGGCAGUGAAGAAGUUUCAAGAUAUCCCAGCUGACGACAUCGUCAAGUACGACAACACCAUUUUCCCAUACCAACGCCAAGAAUUGCUCCUUGCCAAAUUCAAAGGCGGAAUCGGCCGAGUUGCCUAUGACAAGUCUGGAAAAGUCAUUGGAAUCGGUCUAGUUUCAUUCGACAAAUCUUCUGGAAACUGCGAGAUUGGUCCCAUCUAUUCUGACACUAAAAAUGCGGCCCAAGCAAUGUUCCAUAGUAUUUUGGGGGAGAUGAACGGGGGAUUCAAAGAGAUUCGUGUCCGCUGCAGUGACAAAUUUGAGGGUAGUGCUACAUGGGUCCGCCCAUUCCUUCGUCGUCGUCACGAAAUGACACCAUUCGCAUACGUGAAAUUCAAUCGUGUCAUUCCGGAUGGAUUGAAUAUGUCCAAGGUGUUCGUCAGCUCAAGUCCUUCUAGUGCACCGUGCUGA
Molecule: messenger RNA, 1008 nt
Organism: Caenorhabditis briggsae
Lineage: Eukaryota; Metazoa; Nematoda; Chromadorea; Rhabditida; Rhabditidae
Exons: 5
Coding region: 1-1008 (335 amino acids)
Source: RefSeq, a predicted model, not a curated record